AUGGUGGAAGAAGGUGAAUCAAGGUCCUUGGAGUACACACCAACAUGGAUAAUAGCGGUUAUCUGUUCUAUCAUCGUUAUCAUCUCUCUACUUGCCGAGCGUGGUCUUCGUCGUCUUGGCAAGUGGUUAAAGCGAAGAGGUCAAGAAGCUCUUUAUGAGGCCUUGCAAAAACUUAAAGAAGAGCUAACCUUGUUGGGAUUCAUAUCGUUGUUGCUGACCGUGUCUCAACGUAUGAUAAGCAAAAUAUGCAUACCAACAUAUCUUGCCAAUUACAUGCUUCCUUGCAAAAGAAAGGAAACAACUACUUCCUCAACCGAGUAUUUUGCCUUCAAUAUCGGCCGACAUCUUAUAUCAGAAGAUAUUGAUAGCCAAUAUUGUGCAAGCAAGGGAAAGGUACCAUUGGUAUCUUUAGAAGGUCUACAACAGCUUAAUAUAUUUGUAUUCGUUCUAGCAGUUGUACAUGUCAUCUUCUGUGCCACUACUAUGCUCCUUGGAGUCGCUAAAAUAAGUAAGUGGAAGCGUUGGGAGGACUCAAUCAAGAACACUGAUGGACCUGUUAAACAUAGUCAUGUUCACCAUCAUCAUCGAAUAUUCUUCACGCAACGUACUAUAGGUCAUUACAGAAAAAAGGCAGUAUUGAGAUGGAUAGUAUCAUUCUUCAAACAAUUUUAUGGAUCAGUGACUAAGGCAGAUUAUAUUGCACUUCGAGCUGGGUUCAUAAAGGAACAUAUUCCCGGUAUCCCAGAUUACAAUUUUUACAAGUACCUCUUACGAACUCUGGUACACGAUUUUAGAAGAGUUGUCGGCAUAAGUUGGUAUUUGUGGCUCUUUGUCGUCAUCUUUUUGCUUCUUAAUAUUCAUGGUUGGUACACAUACUUUUGGUUGUCAUUUUUGCCCCUCAUUCUUCUACUGCUUGUGGGUGCUCAUCUCGAGCAUAUCAUUACGCGCUUAGCUAGAGAUGUUGAAAAGAAUAAAGCGGAAGCAGUAAAACCUGAUGACGAUCAUUUUUGGUGCAAUAACCCAGAAAUCAUUUUAUAUUUGAUUCACUUCAUCUUGUUUCAAAAUUCAUUUGAAAUCGCCUUCUUUUUUUGGGUUUGGACUACAUAUGGGUUCGACUCGUGCAUCAUGGAGAAAGUGGGCUACAUCAUCACCAAACUUGUUUUAGGGGCAAUUGUUCAAGUACUUUGCAGUUAUUGUGUCUUACCUUUGUAUGCCAUUGUAUCCCAGAUGGGAAGCAAGUUUAAGCCGAGUAUAUUCAAUACUUUUUCACUUAUACUCAUUCAAGACUGGGUAAGAGAAAGGAGGCGACCAGGCUCGGCAGGUGAAAGCAGUCGAUCAAACCAAUUGCAAAAUCAACCACAAGAGAACGAUGAAAAAAUACCAAUCGAGCAAGAAACAAAUUCAAGGAUAGAGCUAACCAGUCCUAGUUCUAUCCCUAUUCAGGAACAGGUAUGAGGUAUGGAUGGAUUGAUUCCGUGUUGACGACGUGACAUUGGCGGUCCAUACUGCUCCAUCUGUCGUCGUUCCACUACGGCCAAUUUUUUUAUAAUGUCAUUGAGAUUUGUAUAUAUAUGUUACGUGUGUAUAUAUUUGUAGGUUUUAGGUAUAAUAAACAAAUAUUAAAGUAAAACAAAUACUCGUAAAACAAUAGGUUUACAUCAGUAGAAAUCACUGUGCAUUAUAAAUAU
This is a messenger RNA of Erigeron canadensis, 1688 nucleotides long. RefSeq names its product MLO-like protein 13. Gene Ontology annotation, cellular component: membrane. The record is from RefSeq and is a predicted model, not a curated record. The transcript has 13 exons. Gene Ontology annotation, biological process: defense response. Bases 1 to 1455 code for a protein of 484 amino acids. Lineage: Eukaryota; Viridiplantae; Streptophyta; Magnoliopsida; Asterales; Asteraceae.